UUUUCCAUAAAAAAGCUAAAAAUGCCUCAUAUUUUACUUUUAUAACUGAGGAAAAAAUUGACGAUAUUUGGAGGAAAACGUCCUCAUGAUUAAACACAAAUAGAAGUCAUUUAAAACCGCGAUUUAUUAUGCGCAUAGCAGAUAAAUAUUUUAAAAGCUUGUUCAACUUUCUAAAUUGAAAAUUUUUUUUCCAAGAAAAUUUUAGGAUGGCUGUUGAUUCAUCGAUCAACAACACAGCUGGUAGCACAGCUUUAGACCUCAAUCGUAAGAUUUCAAUUCUUUUUAAAAAUGACCCGAAAAAAGUACUUGGAGUUCAAAAAUGUCUCUCUGAUUACGACGAAAGCAACGUCCUUAUCACGUUGGUUGAAAAUCUGCGUAAAUUUGUUUCUAAUCCAGGCGAGUUAAUACUUUUCGAUUACGUCAAACCAUUUGUUAUAACUAGUCACCAAAUACUGUACGAGGAAAUGCGCCCUAAUGGUGGAGCUGUAGUUUCGACACGCCUAGUCAUAGUUCGCCGAAUGCCGGACAAUUCGUUUGGUUUUCACGUACGCGGAGGCGAAGAACUGAACUUACCUAUUUUUGUUUCACAUGUAGAAAAAGAUUUCAGACCCCAAAACGGACACUAUAAUUAUUCUAACGUUUUGUCACCCGGAGACAUGAUAUUAAGUGUGAACGAUUUUAACGUUUCCAAAUCCAGAUUAAUAGAUUUUUACAAUUUCGUGCAACUUCAUUCAGUUCUGUCGCUUCAUGUUAUAAAUUAUUCAAUGUUACCUAUAAAUCUUCCCAGCAUCACUAAUCAGAUAAAAUGGGUCUUUACUGAAGGUCAGAAUGGAAUUUCUCCUUUUAGACCGCACUCGAUGCAUAGUGUAACAGUUUAUCUGAAGAAAGGAUUAGGUUGCAGUUUAUACCGAAAGCAAAACUCGCCGGCAAUUUGCGUUCAAAAUGUCGUGCCUUUCUCAGUAGCACACGAAGUUGGAAUUCGUGAUGACGAUCAAAUUCUGUUCGUGAAUGACGUCAAAUUCUUCGGGUUAAGUCGAACUGAAGCCGUUAUGGCUUUCCAUCGGCGCUCGCCUGUAUCAAUUUAUUUUCACCGUGCCUCUAAAUCUAAGAUUCAAAAUGCGGGGUACAUAAGCUUUCCCAAAUGUCCGAAGGACAUUUUUGAGGCUUUGGAGUCUCAAAACGAAAUUUUCUUAAGUCUGGUCGCCAAAUCAGGAUUCAAAAUAAACUCAAGGCGACCAAAUUCGAGACCAGGGACUCUGAUAAUAGAAGAAGCAUUUAGCUUGCAGCGAGCGGAAAAUUCCAUUAAUUUCAUUUCUGAUGUUAAAAUCAGUCCGGAUUCCUUAAAAUCAACCACUGUGAACGGCCACUGUAGUUUGAAGAUUGAUUCGAACAAAAACCAAAGUUGGGAAUAUGAAUCGAUGUUUUCGAUGAAGUCAGAUUCAAUGCCUCCGUCUCCUAAAACAAACUUCAUUGAAACCCCCAAGAGCAAGAAGCCCCCAAAAGGAAAGGCACCUCAGCCUCAGAAACAAUUGCUCGACAAAAAGCCAAUUAUAAAAUUAGAUUCAGUGGUUCAAUCGAACGGCCAGUCAAAUGAAAUAGACGAGGUAGCGAAAAACGCACGUCCAAACCAAUUGAGCUUGACAAAUGGUUAUCACGAGAUAGCAAACACAGAAACUGAGCCAGAUUAUAAAAUAACAAAGCCUAAACUAAAACCAGAUGAAAAGAUGCGAAGUUACUCGGGACAAAACGGAUCUCACAACGAACAGUUGUCCGAAUCAGAUCAAUUGGCCGAAAGUUCAGUCGGAACCCUGAAAAGCAUAAAACCACCAGAUUUGUUCAAAGAAAAACAAAAGGAUCCAGUACUUCUCGCUCGGAGCAGUAGCUUCGUCGAGCCGACCCAAGUUGCGAUCGGCGACCGGGAAACGAGUGGUGUUCGUAAAGUCACGUUUCUGUUCGGAGGGUACUUUGGACUGGUUCUAGAGGGCGGCAGGACGAGCAGCUUUGGCAGAAGAAACGGAGACGGUGGGUUCAUAUCAUCGGUUGUCGUCAAGGAUAUUUUCCCACAGAGUCCACUGAAAUCGUCUAUUGCAAUCGGGGAUAGAAUUGUGUCUAUAGAUGAUCAUAAUGUGGCGAAUAAACAUUUGACUGAAGUUCAUUCUCUGUUGACAAGAAUCGAGCGCAACAAAAAGAAAGGCGAGUCGGUUGAACUUAUGGUUGAAUCGAAAUCAAAACUAAUCGGCGUUCACGAAUUUCAAACUCGCAAUCACGAAAAGCGGAUCUAUUUUGAUAGCCAAAUCACUGCAUUUUAAACACUUUUUCGUCGAAGGAAAACAGAAUUGCUGAAGCCAUUAAUCUAUUUCGUUAUUACACUAAA
This is a messenger RNA of Symsagittifera roscoffensis, 2374 nucleotides long. RefSeq lists its product as uncharacterized. The record is from RefSeq and is a predicted model, not a curated record. Gene Ontology annotation, molecular function: protein binding. The transcript has a single exon. The coding region runs from base 207 to 2309 and encodes 700 amino acids. Gene Ontology annotation, cellular component: stereocilia ankle link complex; cilium; stereocilium tip. NCBI's taxonomy places the organism in Eukaryota, Metazoa, Xenacoelomorpha, Acoela, Convolutidae.